CUCACGCCCUCAGUAGCCGGUUGGGGUUCGUAGCAGGCCGUAGCCUGUCAACUUAGGGCACAGUCUUUCGCUUGAGUAACUGAGCAGCAUACUCCAGUAUAGGGUCCCUGGCCUGAGCACUGAUGGAUCUAGUCAUAAUGGAGGUGGUGUGACUGCCUGAAGUGGAGAGAUGUUUACUGGAAUGCUAGAUUGCAAAGUGGCCACGUGACCUCCAAAGGAGGAUUGUUGGUGUGUUAAGGACAUGAACCCUGCUGUCCCCACGCAUGUGUGGAUGACAGUGGCCCGAAGAUCUGGCAACUUACUUGGAUUCAAGGUAUGUGUUAGAUGAGUGCCAUUGCAUAGAGUUAAAGACCAUCGAUUUGCCCGUGGUUUAGAUUUUAGUGAUUGUUUCCUUGUCAUUAAAUACAGGGGUGAUUGCUUCCUUGGACCUGUUGCUACUUGCCUGAAGAAGGAAGUCAUUAAUCUUAAAUGUAGGAGGUUUCCUCUGUGAGAGAGCUGCAGGCAGGAAUCUUUGCCCUCAAGCUAAGGGGCAAGACUUCAGUGGCUGCCCUCUGGGAGGCGUGCUGGGCCAGUGAAACCUAAGUCUGUGAGGCCUGGGGGAGGAUAUCUGCUCACUGGGUCUUGAGCUUAAGGCAGGCCUUGCCAAGGGGAGCAUUCUUAUCCCCCACUUUUGUUGUCGGCUCCAUGGAAUUUGUGACAGGCCUGGUGCACCUCCAAGAGGAGUCUAGAUGCCCCAUCUGUUUGGAUUACUUGAAAGACCCAGUGACUAUAAACUGUGGGCACAACUUCUGUCGCUCCUGCAUCAACAUGAUGUGGAAGGAUCUAGAUGAUACCUUCCCCUGUCCUGUCUGUCGUUUUUGCUUUCAUAACAAAAGCUUCAGGAGCAAUCGCCAGCUCAGUAAUCUGACUGAAAUUGCUAAAAGACUGCAGGUCCGAAGGAGCAAGAGGAAAAGGCAGGAGUAUUCUAUGUGUGAGAAGCACAAUCAGUUUCUGACCCUCUUUUGUGGGAAGGACCUGGAGGUUCUAUGUACACAGUGCAGUUUCUCUGUUCAACACCAGAAACACUAUAUUUACCCCAUUAAGAAAGCUGCCACCUUUCACAGGAAAAUUCUAGAAUAUAGCAUUGAGCCCUUGAGGGACAAUGUGGAACGAGUUGAAAAAGUGUUAAGUCUUCAAACCAGCAAAAGAGUGGACCUGAAAAAGAAGGUCGAGGACAGGAGAGAAGAAAUCAUUUUCGAAUUUGAGCAAAUCAGACAGUUUCUACAGAAUCAGCGAGAGGCUCUUCUUAGGCAGAUGGACGAUGAAGAGAGGGACAUUUUAACAAAACUAAAUGAGAACCAGAGAACAUUUUCAGGUCACGUUUCCACAUUAAAACAUCUGCUCAAGGAGGUAGAGUGCAGGUGUGUGCAGUCAGAAUUGGAAUUACUGACCCAUGUUAAGGGUAUCUACAACAGGUAUCAAAACCUAACGUAUCCUGAGCUCUUCGUAUUCCAGUUAAAGAAAUACGGAUUUAGUCUUCCUCCACAGUAUUCUGGCUUGGACAGAAUUAUCAAGCCAUUUAGAGCAGAUGUGAUGCUUGAUCUUGAAACAGCACACCCUCAGCUUAUUGUGUCUGAGGAUAGAAAAAGUGUGCGAUAUGGAAACAAAAAAAAACACCUUUGUUAUAACCCGAGGAGAUUUUAUCUUUGCCCUGCUGUCCUCGGUUCGAGGAGCUUUAAUUCUGGCCGGCAUUACUGGGAGGUAGAAGUGGGAAACAAACCUAAAUGGACCUUGGGGGUGUGUCGAGACCGUUUUCCCAGGAAUUGGAGGACUUGGCCAGUAGUUGAGGGUGGAUUCUGGGCAAUUGGGCGAUACAUUGAAAGCAUUUAUGUUAUACUGGGUGGUAAGAGAACCCAACUUCUGCCUGUAGUAAGACCCAGUAAAAUCGGCAUUUUUCUGGACUGCGAGUUGGGUGAAGUUUCCUUUUACAAUAUGAGUGAUAGAUCUCUUCUCUAUAAUUUUAAUGAUUCUCUUAUAGAAGCUGUGUGUCCCUAUUUCUAUAUUGGAGUAGAUUCUGAACCUCUUAAAAUCUCUUCAGUAACAGAUGAUGAACGAUGAAGUACCUGGGAAACACUGUCAUUUCAAUGUCUCGGGGUAACUUAGCCAGUAAAUUUAGUCUCAGUAAUUCUGGACUCUUAACGGUUUACUGUUGAAAACCAGAAUAGAUUUUUCUCCCAUUUUCAUCAACUAUAAAAACAUGGUAGUAAUGCCAAUUUUAUAGAUGUUUUGGAUAUCAAUGGCCAAGUGCUUUGAAGUUCUUAGAGUAUUUGAGAAUUAAAUUACUUAUCAAAUUCAAGAAAAUAUUUUCUGUUGAAAUUGUAUGUAAGUUGCCUUUUAAUGAUAGUCAUUCCUUUACAAUUGUGUAAGUUUAAGUUAUCUUAACAGAUAAACACCCUUAAUACAUACCUACCUUCAGUGGAUUCUUUGGUUUCUUUCCAUAAUUCUUGA
Molecule: messenger RNA, 2487 nt
Organism: Neogale vison (American mink)
Lineage: Eukaryota; Metazoa; Chordata; Mammalia; Carnivora; Mustelidae
Product: tripartite motif-containing protein 60-like
Exons: 5
Coding region: 685-2097 (470 amino acids)
Molecular function (GO): zinc ion binding; protein binding
Source: RefSeq, a predicted model, not a curated record